Nilaparvata lugens (brown planthopper) is the source of this 672-nucleotide messenger RNA. RefSeq lists its product as uncharacterized. The record is from RefSeq and is a predicted model, not a curated record. Bases 1 to 672 code for a protein of 223 amino acids. The transcript has a single exon. Lineage: Eukaryota; Metazoa; Arthropoda; Insecta; Hemiptera; Delphacidae.
AUGGGUUUAGUUGUUGUGCCCGCUCAAAUCCAACUGAAUGGAAUCUCUGAAAAAAUGACAUCUGUCAAAGGCAUUGUGGAGUUAAGAAUAUUUUCCGAACCUCAAUUUGAUAUUGCUCUUUCUACCGAAGCUCUUGUAUUAGAUCAAAUUGCUGGCAAUCUUCCUGUCUUUCUGCUUCACCCCGCACUAAAGAGUUCGUUUGCACAUCUGAACCUCGCUGAUCCUAAUUUUGAUGAGCCUGCUGAAAUCGACCUACUGAUUGGUGCCGAUUUAUACUCCAGCAUCUUUAUAUCCGCAGAAAAUUCCAUUAUUCCUGGUAGCCCUGCCGCCUUUGCCACAAUCUUUGGUUAUGUUUUGAGUGGAAGAUUGAAUAUUGAGGACUCACCCGCACCGCUCAACAAAAUGCAGCUCAUUUGCACUAUGUUUGCACAGGAAGCACAGCUCAACACUGUCAUGAACAAAUUUUGGGAAACCAAAGAUGCCAUCCCCAUUCGAAAAGAGUCACCGCCCGAAGAUGAGUUGUGUGAGAAACUGUACCAAUCCACUACUUAUCGCACCUCUGAAGGAAGGUAUGUUGUGGCACUGCCUUUCAAACCUGCCGCCUCCUGCUGCUCCGCCCUGCCGCCUCCCGCUGCCUCAGAUCUGCCGCCUCCGACUCACUGCCUCAUUUAG